Messenger RNA from Acanthosepion pharaonis, 561 nucleotides. Lineage: Eukaryota; Metazoa; Mollusca; Cephalopoda; Sepiida; Sepiidae. The record is from the annotation of a GenBank genome assembly.
AUGCAAAAUCUUCAGUUUCAGAUAAAGGGAAAGGAAAUCGAAAAUUUAGAAGGUUUCGAGCUGAGAACUGAGAAACCUUUGGAACAUUCAUUCUUUCAUUCUGUCAUUCUCUCGUUCUUUCGUUCUUUCAUUCUUUAUUUUGUUCGUUCUUUCAUUCUGUCAUUCUUUCGUUCUUUCUCAUAUCUAUCUAUCUAUCUAUCUAUCUAUCUAUCUAUCUAUCUAUCUAUCUAUCUAUCUUAUUCUGUUCAUAUCUAUCAUAUUCUAUUCAUAUCUAUCUAUCUAUCUAUCUAUCUAUCUAUCUAUCUAUCUAUCUAUCUAUGCGUUUUGUUAAUAUCUACCUAUCUCUGUUCAUAUCUAUCUAUCUAUCUAUCUCAUUCUGUUCAUAUCUAUCUAUCUAUCUAUCUAUCUCAUUCUGUUCAUAUCUAUCUAUCUAUCUAUCUAUCUAUCUAUCUAUCUCAUUGUUCAUAUCUAUCUAUCUAUCUAUCUAUCUAUCUAUCUAUCUAUCUAUCUAUCUAUCUAUCUAUGUUUGUUAUGGAUGUACCGCCAGUGUUAGCAACAUAG